Molecule: messenger RNA, 1824 nt
Organism: Rhizophagus irregularis DAOM 181602=DAOM 197198
Lineage: Eukaryota; Fungi; Glomeromycota; Glomeromycetes; Glomerales; Glomeraceae
Source: RefSeq, a predicted model, not a curated record
AUGUCUUUUAAUACUUGUUCAUUUGAAGUUAUUGAAAAUAUUAUUAAAAUAAUUGAAGAAAAUAAUGAUCUUAAAAGUUUAUAUUAUCUUUGUUUAACGAAUAAAAUUUUAUGUAAAAUUUCGAUUCCUUAUUUAUGGAAAAAAUCUCUUAUUACUACCAAUAAAUCAAAUAAUUUUGAUAAUAUAAGAGAUUAUCUUAUCGAAAAUAUUAAUACUAUAAAAAUUAUUUCAAUACUUUUAUUUUUUAUUAAAAAUACAAAUAUAAGAAAUUUUUUAAAAAAUAAUUAUCAAGAAUUUUUUUAUAUUCCUAAAAAACCAAUUUUUAAUUAUCCUCAUUUUAUAAAAUUUAUUGAUUUUUCUUUUUUAUUUAAUUCUAUUCAAUUAUGGUUAAGUUAUAAUAGUGAUUUUUAUAGAUAUUCUAGUUAUGUUGAUGAAAAUAAAUGGAAAUAUUUUCAAAUCAUUUGUGGAAAAAGAAAUAUUAUUUUUAAUAAUAAUAUUAUUUUGGCUUUAACUGAAAUGAUUUUUAGAUCUAUUAUAAAAUAUACUGAUGAAAUUAAUACUAUUUAUAUUAAUGUUUAUAAUUAUGAUGAUAAUUAUAAUGGUGAUUAUGAUGAAGGUGAUGAUUUUUAUAUUCGUCUUUUCGGUUUAAAUGAUGCUAAAAAAUGUUUAUCAAAAUUAAAAAAAUUUAAGAUUAAAGGUUUUAUUAAUAAGUUUGGUAUAAUUAAUCAAAUUAUGAAUUGUAAUCCUAAAUUAAAAAUUGUUUAUAUACAAAAAUAUGAUUUCACUUUAAAAAAUCAUCAAUUAAUGAAAUUCUUAUUGAAUCAAAAUCAUUUAACGAAAAUCACUAUUAGUGGAUUAAAUUAUGAAGGAAGUUAUGAUUUUCAUGAUAUGGAAGGUUCUAUAACGAAUUCUUUGGAAUCUUUAAAAAUUAUGAAAUGUAAUGUUUCAGAUGAUCUUUUAAGAUUUUUUAUUAAUUGUAACAAGUUGAAAAAAUUUCAAUUGAUUGAUGUGGAUUUUAUAAGUUCUAAUAAUAUUUUAAAAGAUAUUAUCUUUAAAAAUUUAAAAAAUUUAAAAAUUAUUAGUAAAUUUAAUUUUUUGGAUGAAAAUGAAAAUUUGGAAUAUGAGAUCAAACUUUUUAUUAUUCAUCAUUUGAAUAAUCUUAAUAGAAUUGAAAUCAAAUCAUCAAUCAAAUCAUCAUCUUUUUCAAAUUUUAUUGAAGAAAUUCCUUCUUUAAUAUUAGAAUAUUCUUGUCCUUUAAAUCUUAAUCAUCUUUUUUUACAAAUUGAUCAACCUCAUUAUUAUUCAACAUUUCUUAAUAUAAUGAAAAGAUUUAAAAAUCUUAAAACAUUAGAAUUAACGAAAUUUUAUAUUAAUGAUAAUAAUUAUUAUAAUAAUAACUUUAUUAAUUAUAAUAAUUUUAUUAAUUAUAAUAGUUAUAUUAAUUAUAAUAAUUAUAAUAAUAAUGAUAUUAUUCAUGAUAUCAAAUUUUUAAAUGAUCAAAAUUUAAGAGAUUUCACUAAUAAUUUAAAUGAAGAUUUGAAAUUAUUAAAUUUUGGUAUGUGGAAAAUUUCUAUUGAAGGUUUAAAAAUAAUCUUGUCUCAUAAAAGAUUAUGUUUAAAAAAUUUAUCUUGUAUUUUAUAUAAUGGAAAUCCUUAUCAUAUUGAAAGAUUAAUUAUGAAAUAUAAAGAAUUUAAUCAUAGGAAUAGGAUUAUAAGUAAUUAUACAAUAACGAAAUUAUAUGUAGAUUGUUAUUAUUAUGGUAAAAAAGGUAAAAAAUCAUCUAGUAAAGAUCAUAACGUUUAUAUUGAGUGGGUUUUAAAGUAA